This is a messenger RNA of Lycium ferocissimum, 2339 nucleotides long. RefSeq lists its product as uncharacterized. Bases 344 to 2230 code for a protein of 628 amino acids. The transcript is spliced from 9 exons. NCBI's taxonomy places the organism in Eukaryota, Viridiplantae, Streptophyta, Magnoliopsida, Solanales, Solanaceae. The record is from RefSeq and is a predicted model, not a curated record.
UUUGGCUUCCCAUUUUCUUUCAUAACAAAUUUUCAGUUCCGAAACUUUUCGAAAAGCAAUUUCCCAAAUUGCAACGAAAAUACCCCUCAGGUUUAUUUCUUCAUUCCAAUUAACCAUGUCUCUCUGCCUAAUCACAAAAAAUAAUAAUUAGUAAAUGUUAAUUAUUCGAUUUUGAUACAAUCAUUUGGCUCUUCAAUUUCACGCUUAUCUCUCUCUCUCUCUCCCUCUUUUUUGUUUUGUUUUGUUCAAAAUUUUGAAUUUCAGCUUGGAAGAAUGAUGUGACUGAUAUUGUGGAAUUCUAUCAGGGGUCUAUAAAUCCUAUGUUGCAUAUUAUGCAUUUGCAAUGGAGGCAAGUGAAGCCAAAUUUGAGGAUAGAUUUGUUCCGGUAACAAAUACGAAGGAGAUUGCUGAUCCUGUUGUUUACCAGCUUGUCCGGGUGGAUGGCGAUGGGAGAUUAGUCCCGGCAACUCAGGAUGAAAUUAUGGCGGUUGAGGACUUGCUUGUUGAUGAUAAGUGUGAACCCAAGCUUGUCCCAGAUACCAGACAGACUUCAGAAUCCUGCAGAACUGAAGGAUAUCUUCUGGAGAGAAAUCCUUUUCAAGUUCCCGAAGGUAAAUUAGAGUCUGAAAUUCCUGAAGUUGGUGCAGAAAAGUCAAAUGUGUUAGUUGACCCAGUGCCCGACUUGGGACAAAUGGAAGCUCCUGAAAAGGUGGCUGUUCAUGGAUUGGCUCGUUGCUCAGAACUCAGCAAUAUUGACCUAUCUGUGAGGACCGAGGUAUCCUCCAAUUCCCAAGAUGCACCAAGUGAGGAUACACCAUCAACUUCUGCUGCUGGUUCUAGUUGGAAGCCAGACUUUUCAAAGUUGGAGGGGAAGAUAUGUUUAGACAACCUAACAGUUAAAGAACUUCAGGAAACUUUUAAAGCAACUUUUGGAAGGGAAACUUCUGUCAAGGACAAACAGUGGCUUAAGAGGAGGAUUACCAUGGGGCUGACUAAUUCAUGUGAUUUUUCAUGCACUACUUUCAUAAUAAGAGAUAAUGUAGUGGUGACGAAAGGUGAAGAACAAAUAUGUCAUCAUGUAAAGAGCAGAAUUUCUGCACAUUCUGAAGAUGGAGUGGCAAAUUCAGACUCUAGAGAGUCGUUAGGUGACCAUGAUAACAGAAUAAAUGAUGAUGCUGAUUUUUCUGGGGCAGAUGUUUCCAGUUCCGCCUUUGAAAGUUGUAAUGUUACUAAAGAUCUGUACACAGAGCAGAGAACAGCCAAAAGAGCUCGCAAACCAACAAAAAGAUAUAUUGAAGAACUUUCAGAAAUAGAAUCUAGAGAAUCCAGUGAAAAGUUAGCAUCACCGGAUAAAAUCUCCAGAUACCGAUUUCCAUGUCCAGAAACUCAUAUGAGGCCCACCAAAAAUGUUAGGUCGAAUGUGAGACCUCUGGUCACCAGGCAAGAUUCUUUAGGAGGUUCUGGGGUUCAAAUUCCAUUUGUUUCUCGGAUUCGAAGGAGCCGUCCGCGUGUGAACUUCAUGCCUCUUUUGGAAUUUCAGCCCAGUGGUAUGGACAUGGCAACCGGACAAGUAAGGAGUGGUUUGGACGUAUCUGGGCCACAAGAAGAUGAUAAGAGAAAUAAUGACCUGAUCAAGACCAGUUCAUCUCCUGGGUGGACUCAACAGCCUGUAAAUAGAACUUCCCAUUUCUGCUGUUUGCCUCUGAAUUCUGUGUCUUAUUGCUGCUUGUGGAAAGACGAGCAUUACACUGGGAUGAAAAUUGUUGAGCUAGAGAAUGACAUAGAGCUGAAUGACUGCUCUGAGGACAAUUCAGAUGAUAAUGUGGCAACUAUACCCACCCAAAAAGGAGGAAUGAGGAGAAAACAUCAUCGACCUUGGACUAUCAAUGAAGUUGUUAAGCUAGUGGAAGGUGUAGCCAGGUAUGGUGCUGGUAGAUGGUCUGAGAUAAAACAGCUUGCUUUUGCAUCUUGCCCUUAUCGAACUUCGGUGGACCUAAAGGAUAAGUGGAGAAAUCUGCUGAAAGCUAGUUUUGUGCAGUUGCCCGCAGAAAAAGGGAUUCUGAAUUCCCGGAAACAGGCUUCAGUUCCGAUCCCUGCUCCAAUUCUCUCGCGUGUGAGAGAGCUUGCUGAUAUGCAAGGUCAGAUCCCACCAAUUCUCAGUACGGGCAAGUCAAGUGGACAUAGUAGUAGUGGUAGAAAUGUACAUGAAGCUAGGUCUGGAUUCCUGUAAUUUCAAUAUCAUAAGAGGUCUGUUUUUUGGAAUAAGCCUGAUGCUGAUGGGCAAACAGUUCACUAACCUUUAUAUUUCAUAUGAGAAUGCUACUUUUUGUGCGAUUUAA